AUGCUGAACAAAGCGCUGCGAGUUCAGAACAUCGACAUUCUCUUCGUGCUUCGAUUUCUAAUCGUCGAUAUUCACAACCAGCUCAUCAAAGAAUCGUCAAACACAAGCAUCAGUCGAUUAUAUCGAGGUCAAGUGAUGUCAAAAGAUGAGCUUUCUCGCAUUCGUUCAAGUAUUGGCGAAUUCAUCUCGAUAAACUCCUUUCUAUCCACAACUCGUAGUCCGAAGAAGGCACUUGAAUUUGCUCAAAGUGCUCAAUGUGAAGCUCAGUAUGAAUGUGUUCUUUUCAAAAUCAAAGUUGAGAGUCGAAUAAAAGCAAAACCGUUUGCCGAUAUUUCUCGAUUGAGUUAUUUCCCUGCUGAGGAAGAAAUUCUGAUUAUGCUCGGUUCGAUCUUUCGACUUGAAAGUGUUCACUUUGACAAACAACAGCAAAUCUGGGUGGCUGAUUUAGAUUUAUGCAACGAAGAUGACCAUGAUCUGAAACAAGUGUUUGACUAUAUGAAGAAAGAGAUAGGGAGUGAAACCACUCUCAUUUCACUUGGAAAUUUGUUCAAUGUGAUGGGUGAAUUGGACAAGGCCGAAAAGUAUUAUAAACGGUUGUUAAAUCAGCUGUCAGUGGGCGAUUCCGGCAUUCCUUACUGUUACGUAGGACUGGGCAAUGUUGCCAGACACAAACGCGAAUAUGAUUUAGCUUUGAUGAAUUAUAACAAAGCAUUGAAAAUCUUCUUAAAAGCUCUUCCACCCGAUCACCCUGAUAUCGCCCAAACAUAUAACAAUAUCGGUGGUGUACAAGGUGACAAAGGUGAAUAUGAUUUAGCUUUGAUUAAUUAUGACAAAGCAUUGAAAAUCAGAGUGAAAGCUCUUCCGCCCGGUCACCCUCAUAUCGCCGAAACAUAUGGCAAUAUCGCUAAUGUACAAGGUGACAAAGGUGAAUAUGAUUUAGCUUUGAUGAAUCAUGACAAAGCAUUGAAAAUCUUCUUAAAAGCUCUUCCACCCGAUCACCCUGAUAUCGCCCAAACAUAUAACAAUAUCGGUGGUGUACAAUAUGACAAAGGUGAAUAUGAUUUAGCUUUGAUGAAUUAUGACAAAGCAUUGAAAAUCUUCUUAAAAGCUCUUCCACCCGAUCACCCUGAUAUCGCCUCUACAUACCGUAAUAUGGGACUCGUGCAUGAAGCAACUUGUACUUGGCAAUCAGCAUUAGAAUAUCAUAACAAAGCAGCAACAAUAAGGCGCAGAUCACUUGCAAUAACGCAUCCACAGCUAGUAACCACUGAGAGCGACAUUCGAAGAGUGAAAGCCCAAUUAAAGUAG
Didymodactylos carnosus is the source of this 1308-nucleotide messenger RNA. The record is from the annotation of a GenBank genome assembly. NCBI's taxonomy places the organism in Eukaryota, Metazoa, Rotifera, Eurotatoria, Philodinida, Philodinidae.